UGUGUGUGUGUGUGUGUGUGUGUAUGAAUAUAUAUAUAUAUAUAUAUGUCCUUCAGACCCAGCAAUAUUUUUUUUUUCACGGUAUUGGACAAAUUUGAAUUAAUGAUUUUGCCCUGGCAUUUUUAUGACACUUAAUUCUUAGAGUUGUGGCUGAUUUGAUAAUACAUUAUAUAAUUUAGAAUGUAGAUAGAAGGAAGGCUUUGAGUCAAAGGUUAAAUUAUACAAAUGUGUUUUCACUAGCAGUUAUACCUCCUUAAAUGUAAAUUCCAAUACUUUUGUAAUAGCUGUUGAAUGAAACAGAACUGCACAAAAAGUAAUUUAACUGGUAAUUUCCAUAAAGGUUGGGGCAAGUUUUUAUGAUUUAAAGUUUGAAUGUACACUGUAAAAAAAAAAAAAAAAAAUGUUGGUUUAACUUAAAUAAUUAAGUUACCUGGUUGCCUUAAAAUUUUGAGUUAAUUGAAAUUAAAAAUUUGAAUUAAUACAAUGAAGGUGAUUGAUUUAAUCAACAGAAACUUAAAAUAUUAUGUUAUCUGAACCACAUUAAUUAUCAGUUGAUUUGACAAAAGAAAAAAAUGCUGUGACAACAAAUCAUGAAAAUAAUUUUUUAUGCAAGUUAUUACAAUAUUUGUUUUGAAAAACUGGUUUAAUUUUUGUUACCUUUUACAUUUUUAGUGUUUCGUCUUUUAUAGCAUACUAUGUGGAGUAAGGUAAACAUGUUCAUUUUGAUUCUGGGUUAAAUGUUUAAUAGCUUUUUAUUACCGAGACGUAUCUGGUAUUUGUCUAUGCAGAAACCAGAUAAAAAUAAAGCCACCCUGAGAAAUAUUUACCUUAGUCUCCCAAAUAUUUAAUUUUUUUUUUUUUUUUUUUUUUUUUUUUGCAGUCUUGUGAUGAAAGAUGAGCCAAAAUUGCCUCUGAAUUUUAUCACAAAAAUAUAAACUCUGCCCACAAGGCAAGUGUUCUGCUGUUUUAUGAACCAACAAAGUGCUUCUUAACACUGAGUUUACACUUAGUGGUUUUAAAUGGGUUUACAUACAUAAAAAAGCUUGAAACUGUGAUGUGUGCUGUUAUUGGUGCUGAUGUUAAGGGGUUGGGCUCAGUGACUCCACUGUCACAACCCAAAAGCGCACUGAUCCAUCACACACAACAUCAGUUUAGGAAGAGCGAGCAGGCAAGAAUGCUGCAAAACUGGACUUUUACCCAGGGGACUGCUUAGAGAGCAGUUUUAUUAUUUGUUUUUCUUUUGGAUGGACAAUCACAUGCACACAUAAUCGUGUUAGGAUAUGUGAGUGUUGCAGAGGAAAGGCAUGCAGCCAGAUGAGCAGAGCUAAGAGGAUUUAAUGCAGCUGGACAUGAGCCACGCUGAGUAAAGAAGAAGAUUAUAUUGUUUUAAUCAAAUGCAAAAAAGUUUUUUAUUGCUGAUCACUUUGAGUUGGGACUGUCGAGGAGCGAUGUUUGUCUUCACCAGGUUUCAUCCUCUCUUUAUGCAAUCUGUGAACGACUCUGUAAGGAUGCUCACCGCACAGAGAUGUAUGGAUCCAGCUCUACAGUAGAAGGGCAUACUGACACAAGACCUUGCCACAAGUGGACCUGAUCUUUACUAACUCAGAUCUGGACUCAUAAAACACAUGAAGAUGUGCCAGUGUUACUCUGCCCUGCUUAUGCUCUGCUUACACAUGGUGACAUGUGGCGCGGAGCUCAGAGCAGCUCUGUCUCCUCUGGGUUGGAGAGAGAGUGAUAAGGAGGAAAGUGUCUCUCCUUACGGCUCUCGUUCAGGGAUUCUCAAAUCCCUGCGGCUUUUCUCCCACACGUCCCAAUCUAACAGCCAGAGCCGUGAAGCUGCUCCGGACCCUGGGGCACUGGAUCUGUGGGCUUGGUUAUCUAACCACACUGAUACCGAAGGAACCCUUUCGAGGGCCAAACGUCGUCCCUAUGUGAAAACAGGAAAGUUUAAGAAGAUGUUUGGUUGGGGUGACUUCCAUUCAAACAUCAAAACAGUCAAGCUCAACCUUCUCAUUACUGGGAAGAUUGUUGACCACGGCAACGGAACCUUCAGCGUCUAUUUCCGCCACAAUUCAACUGGCCUGGGCAACGUGUCCGUCAGUCUGGUCCCGCCUUCCAAGGCUGUCGAUUUUGAGAUCACUCAACAGGAAACCAUAGAGGUACCCAAAGACAAUAAGGCCUUCAAUUGUCGAGUGGAAUACGAGAAGACGGACCGCAGCAAGAGGACGUCUGUUUGCAGCGACUUCCCAAACAGGGUAUGCUUCCAGGAGCAGACCCAAAGCCAUGUCUCCUGGCUUUGCUCCAAGCCCUUCAAGGUCAUCUGCAUCUACAUUGACUUCUUCAGUGCAGACUACAAGCUAGUACAGAAGGUCUGCCCAGACUACAACUACCACAGUGACACUCCCUAUACCUCUGUAGGAUAGCACAGCCUAGAUUGGAUGUGUUGAGGGAUCUGAGGUGACAACUCAGUGUUACAGCCUCUCUAGCCUAUAGUUUCCUUGUCCUGUUCCACAAAGAACUGGAAAAAUGGAAGCAAGGUCAGAUGAGGAACCACUCUUUCUAUUCUACCUGACUUGUCCUCCUUUUAGGGAAGUUAAUGAAAGGAAUAGUUCACCCAAAACAGAAAUUGUUUAUUUCUGCCAUCACUUUUACAAUUUAUGUUUCUGUUCCAGAGAAGAAAGUUUGGAACAAAAUUAGGGUAAGUGAUGACAGAAUUUUCUUUUUGGGUGAACUAACUCAAACUUAACCCAGGCUUAAGAGCUGAUUUCCUGAAGGCUGAUUUGUGUUUUUAACUUACGCUUGGGAAAACCAACACAUCUACAGUUUCCACAGUGACCCCUAAUCCUUUAUCAGUGACUGUUGUGAUGUCAUCAGUGUGAAGUUUUAAAAGAUACAAACAUUUCCCAAUCAACAUAAGCUGGGAUUCAAGAACACACAAAAAAAAUAUAAAACAUCUUGUGUUGCAGCCAUUUGUGAUGCCCUCCUUUUCAUGCCAAUGUUUUUGUGUUCACAAAAAGUCAGUAACUAAGAUUAAUGUUGAAGCCAUAAUGUGCUCCACUGUAUCCUCAGAUCUUUUGUAUUUUGUUUCGUUAUUAAAGAAAAAGAUGAGAUUUGAGUUUCCAGAACCCUC
Molecule: messenger RNA, 3130 nt
Organism: Ctenopharyngodon idella (grass carp)
Lineage: Eukaryota; Metazoa; Chordata; Actinopteri; Cypriniformes; Xenocyprididae
Gene: nxph2b
Product: neurexophilin 2b
Exons: 3
Coding region: 1626-2423 (265 amino acids)
Molecular function (GO): signaling receptor binding
Source: RefSeq, a predicted model, not a curated record